GUGCCACGUACGGCUCUGCGCGCUGCGGCGGCGGGCGGAGCGCUCUCGGCUGCGGCCUUCGGGCGCGGGGCGGAGGGGCGUCGCCAUGGGGGUGCACGGCGUCAAGGCGGUCUUCUUCGACCUGGACAACACGCUGGUGGACACGGCGGCGGCCGGGCGCCGCGCCAUCGAGGAGGUGGUGAACGCCCUCCGCUCCAAGCACCACUGCGGGGAGGGAGAGGCCCGCGGGAUCUGCGACAAGGUGCAGGCGAAGCUCCUCAAGGAGUGCCACGACCCCGCCAAGACGUGCAUCACCGACCUGCGGAUCUCGCACUGGGAGGAGGCGAUCCAGGAGACCAUCGGCGGCGAGGCCAACCGCAGCCUGGCCGCGGAGUGCUACUUCUUGUGGAAGGCCACCCGGCUGCGGCACCUGACGCUGGCCGAGGACACGCGGGGCAUGCUGACCGAGCUGCGCAAGGCCGUCCGCCUGCUGCUCCUCACCAACGGCGACCGGCAGACGCAGCGCGAGAAGAUCGAGGCGUGCGCCUGCCAGCCCUACUUCGACGCCAUCGUGGUGGGAGGCGAGCAGAAGGAGGAGAAGCCCGCGCCGUCCAUCUUCCACUACUGCUGCGACCUCCUGGGCGUGCAGCCGGCGGAGUGCGUCAUGGUGGGGGACUCUCUCGACACCGACAUCCAGGGAGGCCUGAACGCCGGCCUCAGGGCGACCGUCUGGUUAAACAAGUCGAUGGCGGCCCCGGCCGAUGCUUCCCCGGUGCCUCACUACGUCAUUUCCUCCGUUCUGGAUCUGCCGGCCGUGCUGCAGAAGAUAGAGCACAAGGUGAACGCGAAGUUAGGAACUGACCGUGCGGUGGGCGGGACCGAGGCUCGCUGAGGGCUGCGGCGCGGCGGGGGGCUGUUGGUAAAGAUGUGACCCUAGGAGUUUCAGCUCGCGUAUGUUAGGUUUUCUUAAGCAGCGGGUGGGCAAGGAGGAGCGCGGUUGUGAAUGUAACGGGGUAAAAACAGAGUGCUGGAUUAGUAUAAGAGACGCAAGUGCAGUUAGCUUAAAAUAACUGCCUGCAUCUGGAAAUUACUUGGACAGACUGGCUAAACUGUGUUUGUCUCUGAUGGAAGUCCCUUGUUUCCGUACUGGAAAAGAAAAUCACAAUGUUUUGAUCCUUCAGUGGCGGUUAUCUGCUUUGCUGACCUGUAAGUUCAGCAGAAGCUUCAGUUCAAAGCUUGCUUUCAGCACAUAAAAAACAUGAGGGUGAGAAAGUGUUGUGCAGUUUGCAGACCUUCACAGUCCAUCUACAGCUUAUCUCAGAAACUGAAGUGAAUUUCGCUAUUCCUAAAACCGAAAUUUAUUGAUAGAACUUAUUUAUGUAGCAAACCACUAGGAAGUGAUUUUCCUCUGAUCCCUUCUCAAGCUUUAGCAUUUCCUUCAGUCUUUGCAGCGACUUUUAUGGGAUCUGUACCUGUUGCCAGAAGUACUUCAAUGUACAUACAAAUUCGCAUUUGUACAGGGGACCAUUUAUCAGAGCAACUCGAUGGAUAAGUUUUUACUUUAUAUCGCCUUGGUGCUGCAAAUGAGCAGUGCGCUUGUAAGUCAGAUGAUGGAACAUAAUUGAUAGAACAGGGAUAUUCUCAGCGAUCAUCUUUCUGUACCGUAACUUCUUUGGCAGUUCGCAUUACUGGUCUGUCUGACUUUUAUUAGAGAAUUUUGAUCAGACUCAUUGGAGAAACAGUUUUUGGACUUGCUCAGGUAUGGUAUACGACCACUCAGAUUCAGCUGCAGGGUCAGUGCUUUUUAUGACUGUUGGAAUGGCACUGCUGUACAAUCCCUCCUUACUCCCAUUUCCACGUGUAUCUCAUGUGAUUUACUCUGGAGAAGAUGUUAGUUGUUUGUAAGUGGCUUUCGUAACACUCUUCCAUGAAAAUGGUGUCAUAUAUAAUUACAGCGCCAUGUAUGGUUUCUUAAUGUGCUACGUGCAUUUGAUGGAACAUUUGAAACUAGGUGUUACAGAGAUGGCCCUCUGAAACACCAAGAUUUCUCUUUCCCAGAUUAUUAUCUUAAUUUAAAUUUGUUGUACUUCCUAUACGUGGUACAAAAAAGAGAAUUUGGGGUGAGCGUACACAAGAAAUGUAUGGAAGAAAUGUACCUUUGUUUACAUGAAUUUAAAUUGAUACAAUCAAGAAAGUUUCACGUAGUGUCGUGGAUUCUGUUUAGAGGAGGGUGUUAAUCUGCAUUAAAUUACUUGGCAGUGAGUAUAAUUUCCAUGAAACUUAGUUUCUCCUACAUUGAAAUAGAUUGGCAUGCUCAUUCAAACUGGAACCUCUUUCAUCAAAUUAACUCUUAAAAAUGAUAGAACCAUCCACAUUGUUAGUGUCAUCCAGCCAAGACCUGUGAGAUGCUAGGAUGACUGAGUACAGAGGCAGGCUCCACCUUGUACCUAUGAGGAAACAGGCGUAAGCCACAAGUGAUACAGUUAAUUGCCACAUGUAAUAUGAGCCAGCGGGACUGACUGGACAUACCUUUGUUACUGGAGUAAGAAGCCUAAGUUAAGAUCUUACUUUGCCUUUGGGAGAGUAUGAAAACAGCUUAUGAGCAAAACAUUGCUAAAAACAUUCCUUAUAAUGGAAGACUGAGAGAAAAAUAAUGAAGGUCAUUAAGCCUGCCAGGAAUAGUAUUUAGAAGUAGAAAUGUAUCCAAAAGGUUAGAUGGAUCUCUGAAAAGAUAACUUAGAUGAAGUAAUCUGUUUUAACCAUACUGAAGGAAAACAACUUUGUUUACAACAGUAUCCCAGAGUAGAAGCAGUUUAACUGCACUGCUUGCAUGGCAUCAGGCUGACAGAACUUGUGUCAGAAUGAGGUUCCUGACCCAGCUGUGAUGUAAAAUAACAAACAGUAGUAAUUCACAGUUCUGUCUGUGGGAUUGAAGGAUAUCUAUUUACCAGGUGCCAUUUUUUAAUGUAAGUUGAGGCUUGUAUUCUCUUGCUGUUGCAUCAUUCUGAAGUAGGAUGCUGAGCCUGCUUGUUGUUUAAAAGGUCUCUUGUUUUAUAAGAGUCUAUUCUUUGUUUUGCACUUGGUUUUAGCCAGUUAUUUUCUUAUAUUUAUGAUCUAUGAAAAAAAUGCUGUAACUGGACACUCAGGGGAUAGUGUGGUCUGUAGAGGCCACGCUUAAAUAUACUUCUUUUCCAUUGUGAGUACUGUACCGGGCUGGAUGUGACUACCAGCUUCCAGUUAGGGCAAUGCUACUGUGAUGCUGCUAUAAACAAGAAGAUACAAGAUAUUUUUCCAUCGAGCGUCUUCUUAGAAGCAGUUACCCAAAAAACUGGAUUAGGUAUCUGGAAUAUCUGAAUACUCAAGAUGGUUUUCCUUGAUGGAGCUGUUACAGAAAACCAAGUGAAAAAUAGCUUUAUUAAUGGAAAUGGAAAAAUAAACGUAAUGGUGGAAUCAUUUUCAAAUCAAAAGUAAAAAUAGAUGAAUAAAAUUGUCUGUAUUCAGUUCCAGUUAAGUCCUGGUUUUGCUUAGUGAUAUGCUCCAUUAGGUAAGUUGUCUAGUUCAAAUUAUACUACCAAAACACUAAAUAAAGAGAAAAACUCUAUUUAUUUUUAAUCACAUUUUCUCAGAUAAAUAUCUCCUGAGGUUAAUCUUCAGUAACACUGACUUCAGACUAAAUGAACAAUUAAAUGUAACAACAGUAUAAUGCCAACUGUAUUUAAGACAACCCAUGUACUAGCCUAAUAAAAGUAUUUUGUUUAUAGAA
This is a messenger RNA of Gallus gallus (chicken), 3742 nucleotides long. It is a transcript of the gene NANP, whose product is annotated as N-acetylneuraminic acid phosphatase. The record is from RefSeq and is marked validated. The transcript has 2 exons. The coding region runs from base 86 to 871 and encodes 261 amino acids. Gene Ontology annotation, molecular function: hydrolase activity. NCBI's taxonomy places the organism in Eukaryota, Metazoa, Chordata, Aves, Galliformes, Phasianidae.